UUUCGUACAACAUUUCAGCAAGUGACUCUAUUUUGUUUUCUUGACGUUAUUAUCUCUUCUAUCGGCUUUUAUCUUCUGAGUUCGUCAGAAAUAAGAUAAGACGUGGCACGAUACAAGAAUACAACACAACCAUGAAUUUCCUAUCAGAAGUUAUGGCCACAGCAGGAAAAAUUGAAAUGGAUGAGUUACGUUACAAAAUCCGCCGCAUCAAAGAGGAUAUCUCCACACUCAAAUCAAAAGUGAAUGACAUAGUGAAACGCGAAUAUGUCCAGUUCAUUCCUUUGGUUGAAGAUGAUGAAGACUUGACAUUGGAAGCCAUCCAUCUAGCUGAUGAAAUGGAAUCUCUGAGUAACCGUAUUGACAAACAGAUGAAGGUUGAAGUGACAGAAUGUCUGACAGAAGUGGCAAAUCUGAGUGAGGCAUUCAGAGAAUCUAAUCUCUUGUUGGAAGCUCUUCAAAAAUUACUUUUCAUCCAUGAUAACCUCCAGUCCACUCGUGACAUCCAUGACAAUGAAAGCCGCACCAAAGCAAUUAAAAAACUGAUUGGGAUCUCAGAGUUGCUGGACACCAUGUCAGAUCAGUUUGAAUCUUUAGAGAUUUUGGAAGGAAUCAGGGCUGAAAUUGAUGAACAGUGGCAGUCCUUCUUGCUGUCUGACAAUGAGGCCCUUCGCAAGCACAUAACAUGGGAUGAACGUGAACCCAGUUGUAAAAACAGACAGUUGACUCUGACCGUGUCAGAAAAUUUUGCCAAGAGUGAAAUUUUGGAAGCACUAAAUUUGCUAGAUGAUCUACCCCUGGUCACAUCAAAGUUUUGUGAAGGUCUCAUGAGUAAGAUUCUUAUCCCAUUGAUGACGCAACCACACUCAGUAGAUAUCAUGACAACCAAAGGUGCCCAGCUGAUUCUCCGAUCAAUCCCUAGCACUGUCGAUCAACCAAUACAAUUGAAGAUGGAAAAUCUCCUCAAGGUCUUUCAGUUCUUGUCAGAAUAUUUGAGUGUGCCCAUUGAUGAGACCAGAAAGUUCACAUCAAAAGUAGAUGACUUCAUAGCUGAAAAUUUUUGCGAGCUCUUUAUCAAGCAUUGUGUUGUUGAAUCAAUUCCGUUUAAGCAAAAGGAUUAUCGAAACUAUGAGAAGUUUGUGUGUCAGAUCAUGUCCUUCGAAACUUCUCUCAGAAAAAUGGGAUUUUUGUCACACAAAACUACAGCCUUAUCGCACUUUACCUCAAACUCAGAAGAGCAGUUCAGUGAAAACGCAAGUCAGGUACAUAUAGCAAAAGCGCGGGAUCUCAUGAAGAAAGAUCUUCAUCGGAUGACCCAGGUUGCACCAUCGAAUGUUAGCAACGAAUCAAUAGCAGAUAAUUGGCACAUGGACCUCUGCGAAAACACUUUUGAGUUUCCCACGUGCUGUAUCAGCCAGUCUGCAACAGAACUUGUUGGGGCCCUGACGGAGAUAAUGGAGGACAUUGUUCAUUCAACCAGCACACUUCAUGCAGUUAAGCUCUUCUGUGCAGCUCGUAAUAUUGUUAGCAUGUAUGCUGAUGUUGUAUCCGUCUACCAUGCUAAAAUGCUCACUUCAAUCCCGCAGCAAGCAGCAUUGUUUUUCAAUAACUGCUUUUACCUGGCACAUAAGUCUGUUUUCCUCAUAGUUGAGUACAAACCUAAGUUCCCACAAACUCUUGAUGCCCGCUUGGUUACUAUGGUUGACCUGGUGCAGCCAUUGCGGAAAGCUGGGCUAACUGUCCUCAUAGAGCAAGUGCAAACACAGAAGAAACAAAUUGUUGACAUCAUUAAGGAUUCAGGACUCAUUACUCUCGGAGACACCUCUGUUUUUCCGGUCUCAAUCGAAAAGUCCAUGCGGCAGUGUUUACGGCAAUUGAAGCUAUUGCAGUCCGUCUGGACGCACAUUCUUCCAGCAUCCACCUAUACCAAAAUAAUGGGACAAAUAUCAAGCACCUUAGUCGAAGAACUAAUCAACUGUAUUCUUAGCAUAGAUGACAUCGCUUCUGACGUUGCAACUAAUCUAGUCACUAUUUUUCAGAACAUCAUAGAGGAUUUACCAAGAUUGUUUCCUAAUCCUCAAGAAGUGUUCCGAUUGAUUCGAAAGUGGGGAAGAUUUGUGGAGCUGACCAAAGUGCUCGGUGGAACACUGCAAGAAAUCGAUGAGCGAUGGGCAGAUGGCAAGGGUCCACUUGCUGAGGAGUUUAAGGCCGAUCAAGUGCGCCAUCUCAUCCGCGCACUAUUCCGUGAUACAGAACGUAGAGCGAAUCUUCUUGCACGGAUACAGAUUCAGAUCAACACAAGGGGAGCUGAUCCCUUCUCACUGAAGAAACGCUCUGCAAAAUAACUUCUUCAAUACCAAAUGCUCUAUCCGUUUUGUCUAACUAACAAUCAAUCAAUGCCGAACAUUGUCAGAUUUGAUCAUUCUUUUGAAUCUCAAUGUUCAUGUGUGUAAAAUUAAGGCCAAAACUUUGUCAGUAGGUUUAUUGAUUCUGUCAUAUUUUCUGAUUGCCCUUAAAAAGCAGUUUUUAGUGCUUGCUUUCAAUAUAUGAGAAAAUCAUUGUCUUUUCAUUGUCAUCAGGUUGUUCCUGAAAGUAGGUUGAAGGGGUAAAAACGGCGAUGGUUUUUUGAAAACAUCCAGGCCAAAAUUUAAACAUUUUUCCCCGAGACCCUCUUGACUGAAUAUCUCCUUGGAAUCUAUCAUUGAUUGAUAUCCUCUUGAGAAUUUUUAGCAAACAGUUUUGCUAUUUUCUACUGUGCGUCUAUAAGACCAGGCACAGGAAAAUUUUGAGUCAAAUAGAUUGAAGAGAGUCGGGUAACUCAAUUCACUAAUUAGUGUACACAGCUCAAAGUCGUUUGUUAGGAAUAACAUUAAAAAAUGCCUGAAUGAAAACAUCUAAUUUUCUAGAGGUCUACUUCUGUGGUAUCAAAAUAAUAUGUCUGGAACGUUUUUUAUAAUUUUUUGUUUGCUGUUCUCUGUGAAUAUAUCCUUUGCCUGGAGCCUCUUUGUUGGCUGUGAUCUAUUUUUUAAUUGUAGGUAGUUCUCUAUUUUUCCUCAAGAAUUUGUAAUAUGAGGAUCAGUCUUAUACUGAUAUCUCUAACCUCUUCUUCUUUCUUGAUUUUCUUUUUGGCAAUAAAUUGUUAAUCAUAUCGCUAUGAUAAUAUGUGACAUGAUAGUAGGCCUAUGAUAGUAGGCCUAUGAUAAUAGGCUAUUGUAAGGCUCAUGUUCUGUUGCUGUUCAAGUUUCUGUUUCUUAAUCAACAGGUUUUUCAGAAGCUUUUCUCUGAGCUUUUACAGAUUUCAGUCCAACCGUUUCCUAUAGAAAACGAAUAGAUGAUUUUUAGUAAUUAACAAGAAGUGUCAUUCUGAUUCAAAAGGGUUUUUUGUUUUGUUUUUCAACAUGAUAUUGGAAUCCCUCUACUCUCGAAGUUGGUCCAAAGUUGUAUGCGAUUUUUUAUCAGAAAAUCUAGUGUGAGCUACCGGUGCUUUGAAUCCAAAAAUAUAACUAGUAUUUUUCCUAAGGACUCAAGUGCCGAAAGUCAAAUUUCGAUUUUAAAAAAAAAAAAAAAAAAAAAAAAAAAAAAAAAACAGGAAAAACUGUGUCAUGCUAACCUAACGCAAUCGUUUCAGCUCAAGAAAUAUAUGUAACCUAACAAUAUCCAUUAAAACUGGGCUCAUAAGAUUGAACGGUACUCUUUACUCCGUUUCUCUCGAAACUUGGAUUUUGGGACCUUGGGUUCUAUAAUUUUAGCUCAUUCAAAAUCUGAUAACAUGAUUUCUCUGAAGAAAACUGUGGUUUCUGUUAUCAAAUUCAGUUAGUUUAGAGAAGAAUUGAGACGACUUCCUUUUUUCCCCUCCCUCAUAAAAUCUUGAAAGAAAUGUGUCAAGUUGCUGUGUCAGUUGACACAAUCUUAGAAAACCAGUCGAGGAACAAGAACCAAUGCAUCAAGUAAUUCCAUGCCGACCAUGAGUAUCUUUUUGAAACUGCAAGAUGAAUUUUCCGUGUUAUUUCAGUUGCUGAAAGAAGUAGAGUAUUUGUAAUUUUGUUUUAAAUUCUGUCAUACAGAAACAUAAAUUUGUAAUUUUAUACUUUCCUUGUGUAUUCUUUUUAUCAUAUUUCCCUUGAGUCUUCUUUAUGUUGCUAUUUUGAACUGAAUGUAAAAUUGAAUUGUGCAGUCACAAAACACUAUCCUCAAAUUAUAACGCACUUUCCCCCUGUUCUCCUUAACUUUAUUUAGACGUUUAGUAUUCUAAAUACUUCUCUCCUACAAAAAAGUGCUUCUAUUUGGGCUCUCUAAUUGCGUCUUUUUUUUAGGAAUAAGAAAUUUCUCAUAAAACCUAGAUGUGACAAGGGAUAAGUCAAAAAGGUUGGAUGGUAGAUAUGUUUACUUGGUGCUUUCAACAUUUGAGCCAUUAACACAAGCCGUUCUUAGAAGAGAUGAAAUGGUGUGCUUUUAAAUUGCACAAUUCAAUGCCUGUCAGGUCAGGUAACCAGAAAUAAACUAAUACAAGAAUA
Messenger RNA from Bemisia tabaci, 4511 nucleotides. It is a transcript of the gene Zw10, whose product is annotated as Zeste-white 10 kinetochore protein. NCBI's taxonomy places the organism in Eukaryota, Metazoa, Arthropoda, Insecta, Hemiptera, Aleyrodidae. Gene Ontology annotation, biological process: endoplasmic reticulum to Golgi vesicle-mediated transport; mitotic spindle assembly checkpoint signaling; mitotic cell cycle. The record is from RefSeq and is a predicted model, not a curated record. Gene Ontology annotation, cellular component: nucleus; chromosome, centromeric region; RZZ complex.